AUGGCUCAUCCGGGGAGAAGAGGCUACGAUAACCGGGAGAUAGUGCUGAAGUACAUCCACUAUAAACUCUCGCAGAGGGGAUACGACUGGGCUGCCGGCGAGGACAGGGCACCCCUGCCUCCAGGUCUCUCUCCUCCUGCUGCUGCUGCGGUUGCUGCUGCUGCUGGGACUUCCUCUGAUCACACUGGGCUGGUGUCUCCGCACCCCGAGCCCCCCGGCUCGGCUGCUGCUAGCCACGUGCCCCCGGCCGAGGGGCUGCACCCCGUGCCCCAGGUCGUCCACCUCGCCCUGCGCCAGGCGGGGGACGAGUUCUCCCGCCGCUACCAAAGGGACUUUGCCCAAAUGUCCGGCCAGCUGCACCUGACGCCCUUCACGGCCAGGGGCCGCUUCGUGGCGGUGGUGGAGGAGCUCUUCCGAGACGGGGUUAACUGGGGCAGGAUCGUGGCCUUCUUCGAGUUCGGCGGCGUGAUGUGCGUGGAGAGCGUCAACCGGGAGAUGUCUCCCCUCGUGGACAGCAUCGCCGCCUGGAUGACCGAGUACCUGAACCGGCACCUGCACAACUGGAUCCAGGACAACGGAGGCUGGAUGAGAGCCUGUGCAUGUCUGAGCCAAACAGGAUGCCUUCGUGGAGUUGUAUGGCAACAGUAUGAGGCCUUUGUUCGACUUCUCCUGGAUCUCUCUGAAGACUAUCCUGAGUCUGGUUCUGGUGGGAGCUUGCAUCACCCUUGGCGCUUAUCUUGGGCAUAAGUAGAGUCACCCGUUUUAUCAUGGAUUACAAAAGUCUUUCAAAGCA
Molecule: messenger RNA, 793 nt
Organism: Gavia stellata (red-throated loon)
Lineage: Eukaryota; Metazoa; Chordata; Aves; Gaviiformes; Gaviidae
Gene: BCL2
Product: BCL2 apoptosis regulator
Exons: 4
Coding region: 1-747 (248 amino acids)
Biological process (GO): negative regulation of intrinsic apoptotic signaling pathway; intrinsic apoptotic signaling pathway in response to DNA damage; extrinsic apoptotic signaling pathway in absence of ligand
Cellular component (GO): mitochondrial outer membrane
Molecular function (GO): protein homodimerization activity; protein heterodimerization activity
Source: RefSeq, a predicted model, not a curated record